CAAUUAACUGGGCACCACUGGACAAUAUAACUUACAAGUUAUCACGUAUUUUGUUCAUUUGGGUUUUCAGUUAAUUCCGAUUUUAUCGCAAUAGUUUUUACCGAAUUUGACAAAAUAUGGGGGAGGAUAUUUGGUCCACCGUCUUGGAUGACUAUGCAGUUACCGCUGUUCACAUCGGCAACAACCCUUCAGCGACAAAGUUACUUUCUGUCAUAAAAGAUUUAUCCGAGAACGACCUCCAAAUUAGUCGAAUAGAGUUUGUGAUUGGAUAUCUAGAUACAACAUGGAUUGGCGAGUUUCGCAAAUUCAUCCUUUAUGUCAAGCACACGAAGCAUUUCCAAAACUUGAGAUGUGUAUCCUUCCUACGGACGGUUAAUGGGGGACAGGACGCAAGUACCACAAUCCAUGAUGUAUAUCGAGUAAUGGCAUCCUUACCACGCAGUAUAACAUCAAUGAAGAAUUGUGCAGAACAGGAAGGACAAGAUGCCAAGGAUAACAAAGUUAUCCUAUUCCUUCCGAAGCGAUGUGCAGCAAAAGUAAAACAAUGGAUAGACACCAAAGGUAACAUCGCUUCUUCGGAUUCUGUCGGUGAUAAAUAUUUGCAGGAACUUGUCGAAAAGGACGAAGAAGAAUCAAGGUUAAACUCUGAUACAGCUGAUAGUGACUGUGACAGCGAUGACUGGCAAUCGGAUAUUGAGGACGACGGGAACAUUGAUGCGGAGACAGAAACUUUCCAAAAAGCACUUCAUCAAAUAGCAGCCGGGCUACCCAAACAUAAAGAACCCCUUAUUAAACCUGGAGAAAGUAAACCGCAAAUAUUGCAGGACCAAAUUGAAUAUUUGCAAGUAAUAUUUGAACAAAACAACCUUACUCUGCAUCACUUGUUUACAUUAUACACCGAACACAGAAAGCUUCAAAUCGCAACUUUUAAAGCUUUACAGGAGCUGGGGGAAAGACGAGAUUAUGAAGUGUUUAUGAACCAGAUUACAAAAAGGGUUAUGAGUAAUCUUGUUACUUCGACAACGGUAGAACCUUCUAAAGAUAAUGGACAAAUGUAUAUAGAUAUUCCGCAUCUGCAGCCAAAUGAAUAUUUGAAAAGUCCAAAAACCGCAUCGUUUGUCAUCCCAACGACGUCCAAAAGGGUUCAGCAGAAAUUGAAACCCAAGGUAUCCCAGAAGUUGAGCACACAAAGCAAAAAUAAUUCAAAAACAAAUAUCCGAUAUUCUGCCAAAUCUAUUCCUAUUUUGCCUAUUCUGCCGAAGGGGUGGAAGAUGCCAAAAGAUUUCCUAUAUUAGCUAAUUUUGCAAGCUUGGAUGCAGAAAAGCUAUCAUUUUUUGCACAAUAAUGUGCUUAUUCCUUUUGUUUAUAAUAUAAUGUUACUGUUAUCUAAUUUAUGAUAUGUAUGGUGAAGGUACGUUAUUGGAAAUCUAAUAAAUCAAUUAAUUAUUAAUUUUAA
Folsomia candida is the source of this 1456-nucleotide messenger RNA. RefSeq lists its product as uncharacterized. Bases 117 to 1295 code for a protein of 392 amino acids. The record is from RefSeq and is a predicted model, not a curated record. Lineage: Eukaryota; Metazoa; Arthropoda; Collembola; Entomobryomorpha; Isotomidae. The transcript is spliced from 5 exons.